This is a messenger RNA of Penicillium antarcticum, 6195 nucleotides long. RefSeq names its product C50 family peptidase. The coding region runs from base 1 to 6195 and encodes 2064 amino acids. Gene Ontology annotation, molecular function: protein binding; cysteine-type endopeptidase activity. The record is from RefSeq and is a predicted model, not a curated record. Gene Ontology annotation, cellular component: cytoplasm; centrosome; mitotic spindle pole body. The transcript is spliced from 2 exons. Lineage: Eukaryota; Fungi; Ascomycota; Eurotiomycetes; Eurotiales; Aspergillaceae. Gene Ontology annotation, biological process: proteolysis; meiotic chromosome separation.
AUGGCGGUUACCGUCCUACCGGCCAGCUCCUUGACGGAGUCUGUUAAGCAGGCUCUCCGCUCUACGACUACAUGCUCCGACGCUACUGUUUUGUCCCUCACAACACUCCUCCGCGGGUCGCCCAAAGCACCCGAAAAUCCCACGAGACGAACGAAAUCCACCCGCGAACCCGCAUCCACGAGUCGAACUCGCACUGCCCGUACGGUUAAAUCUAAGGCUGGGAGUGAGACUGCGUUGCAAUCGCUUGUUGAUCAUGAUGCUGGCUUGUCGUGUCAGGAGAAGCUGGUUCUUGCUACGGAGGUGUUCAAUGCGACUUUGAAGUCUUUGACGGAGGCUUCGAAGAUCUCGACAGUGAAACGACAGAAUAUAUCGGCUGAUGGCGUCGACGUGGGUAUCAAUUCGGCUGCGGAGUGUGCAAGGCUUGCUUUGUCCACAUUGCGUGCUCUCAAGUCCGAUGCUGGAAAUGGUGAAUUCCCGAAUGUUCAGCUCGAGCAGGGACUGUGUGUUCUUGCUGGAAAGCUUAUAUCUCUGGGUCUGAACGACAUAGCAUACAAAGAGCUCCGAUUCCUCAAGCGGAGAAUUCAACAACAUCUGGACGGUGAAAAUGCUGGGAAGAAAGCCGCGGAAGCGAAGGACUCGACGGACGAAGAAGGAAAGGAACGGAUGUCCGAUUUAUUGACUUUCGCCCAUAUCGCCAAUGCGAAAUCACUCUACGGCUUGAUUGUUCCUUUCCACUCGAAUGUUAUGCGACUGUUUGCUUCGGAUCGACGUGCCUCUACUAUUCAGAAACUCUGUCCUGCUUUGCAGUUAUCCGACUCUAGCAGCCCUGCUCAGGUGAUUCUGGCUGCUUUGAAGACAGGGCAGCUAUCAACCGACAAAGCUGCGCUUCAGCUUCAGCUAUUAUCUAACACUGUUCUCUCCCUUUGUUCAGGGGCAUCGCUAUCAAAAGACGAGACUUCGAAUAAUCUAAAACCAGCCAUUUCAUUAACACUGCAACUGCUUUCUCUCGAGAUUAAAAUUUUGAGCUGGAAGUUAUCAGGUCACACUUGUGAUGAGAGCAAAGAAGUUUUCGAUCCUCUUCUUCGUUACUUCGGCAGCUUUUCCCAUCGAAGCAAGGGAAUUGAGAAGGCCGAGUUCGCCGUCAUCUAUAAGACUGUCACACGCCUACAAACGUCCAUUGCCGAAAUCAAAAAGAAAUCAUCAGAAACGCAAAACGCCACCCAAGCUGCUAAGCUCAUGAAUCUCUUAGGGCAGCUUGCUUUCGAUGCGGGCUGCUUCGACGAGUCCAUGAAACUGUUCACACAAGCCAUCAGCCCCCUCUCGAAAACACAGAGUCUUUCGCUAGCUACGGUUAGAUGUAAGAUUGCGUCCGUCCAAUUCCAGGCGUUGAAGACAUCGAAAAAGAUCUUGGCUGGAGCUUUGGAGUCCAUCUCUGAGGCAACAGGAUCACUAGGGUUGCAAUUAAGAGGCAGUGCGAAUGACUUGGAUGAGCUUCUCGUUGAAGCUGCGAGAUUGAAGAAACUGGCCCUUGCCUGGUUUGGAGAAGCUAUUUCCAAAAUUCUCAGCAGCGAAAAAGAAAAAGAUGAAGCUGCCAGCCAAAUCAGGGAAUACCUGCAGGCAUUCCUCAGGUUCCUCAGACGCUACGUCGGUCGCCAACCUACCGAAGACAGCGACGGAAAGGAAAUUGAAAUGUUCAACAAUCGCGUUGCCAUUGCCAGGAGCAUCAUUCUUGCCGCUGUUGACUCGGCAGUCGCAGUUGGGAAACUAUCUAUCAUGUCCCAAAGACCGCCCUGGGAAGACAUGCUCCCCAUCCUUGGUGACUGCCAUCGCCUGCUCUCAACUAUUCACUCUCCUGAUGAGCAGGACACAGCGACAACAGAAAGCCUGGGCAUGGCACUUGUGAAGCUCUCGAACCUGUUCUGGUCGCGCUACAUCAAAGAAAAGGAAGCUGGACAGGGAUACCGAGAGCUCCUUCCUCUUCUCAAACAGUCUACCCAAUUGCUCUCGGGCUGCUCACCUUCACAGCGCAACACUGCAUUUGCAGCCCUCAAGUUCGAACGAAUGGCUCAUCUGUACAUCGAAGGCAAUAUGUACAAUGAUUCAGAGAAGAUGUUCCGACAGUCUAUCGAGGAAUACAUUCUCUCUGGCACACUGGAACAGAUUGCUAAGAGCAGUGAGGGACUUAACCCCAGUUCACUAAAUCAAGACCCCAAAAGUCCUGGCUUUAUGCUUGGCCGCGUGCUUUCUGCUCUACUGAAGAUGAAGCUGCGCAGAAAGAGCGCACAGUCAUCUACUGUUUAUGACGACACCGAGCUUGAAUUUGAAUCAAGAGGUAUGCUUCUUGAGUGGCAAAUGUACUUGCUUGUCGACAUGCACAGCUACUCCUCCAGCGAAGAAGAGUUCCGCUUGAUGCUGGGCUCUGUUGUUUCCUCCCUCCUCGACCUUUACGACACUAAACUUCAUCCAAUCCGCCAUAUUCGUGUAAUCUUCUCAUCUUUACGCCUUCUACUCGAACUCCCUUCUGCGCUAGAGCCGUCUUUAAUCGAAAAGUUGCUGGAAGAAGGAACGGAAGUUUUGGAGCAAGGUCUACAAAUCGGAAAAGACACCGAUCUCGCUUCUUUUGCCAUCCACAUCAGCAAUUCACUGCGCGUUAUUAUCGGUUUCCACCAUGGCAAGAUUGACGCCAGUGAGCUGGAGGCCACGCUUGGGUCAUGGACUUCUUUGGCUCAAAAAUGCCCUGAUUUGAAGACCCUAAGCCUUUGUGUUAAUGAUACAGAGUACUGGAUCUUGCAGUUGAAGGCCCUGGUCGAUUACACAGAAAUUCACGGUCUCUGGAAGGCUCAACUCUCCACCCUGGAGCUCAUCUUGCGUGCCACAGAGCUCCAAAAAUCAGGAGAUGUCUCCGAUGCGAUCGUCAUUCUCUCCCGCUUGGUACUGCAAAAUUGCCGUCUGGGCUAUUGCCAAAGGGCUGGCAAUUUACUCUCGCGUGGUGAGCAGUAUCUUAUCCAAGCCAAGGUUUCCGCUCUUGCAGCCAUCUCAUACAAAGUUGCUCGGGUGGAAUAUCUCCUGGAAACUGGAGAAAUCGAUAAAGCCGCGUUGGCUUUCUCCGCUGCUCGGUCAUUAUAUGAAAAGAGCCAGAAGUCAGAACUCGAAAACCUGAGUGUCCUGUCCAAGAUCUCUUGGGAGAGAUUGGUAGCAGACGCCGCAUUUGUUCAAUCCCGGUUAUUAUCUGCUCAGGGCUCAGCGACUCAGGCUCUUUACUUUGCGAAAUUGUCCGUGAGGCUGAACUGCCGAAUCUGGGCUAAGGUUGAAAGAAUCGCCCAAAAGAAGCAAGACAAAUUCUUGCCUACUGCGGGACCUUCUGAUGUUGAUGCCGUUGCUGACGGUGUUGCAAAACUUGAUCUAUCCCAGAACGGAUCCAGCCCAGAUGUGUCUGCCAGCUAUAUUCAAGGUGCACCAUUCUGGCCACACCUGGGCUCUCACCAUAGCUGUUUGCUGAACCUGGCAACGUUGUGUGCCCACCAUGGCUUGUUCCAGGAUGCCAUCUAUUAUGGAGAGCAAGCCCUGAAAAUUGAUAGGACACUCGACGCAAAUGCUCGACUUCUCGCAGCACAGACCCAGCUUGGCUGCCAUUCAAUUCUCGGCGGCCACCUGAGCGAAGGACAGGAACAUCUUGCUGCAGCAUCUGAGUCUUCGAAGCAGACAUCGAACAGCAUUGAAACUGUGUCAUUCCAUAUGGCACUUGCAUCUUUGUACAAGACGCGGGGAGAGCACGAUAAGGCACUUCAUGUUCUUCUUGAGGCGGACAAAGUCAUCACAGCGAUCACAUUCGCAGACAAGCCUGCCAGCGUGGAGGCAUCGGCUGUUGCAGAACUUGAAGACAAGAUGGACAAACUGCAGGUUAGGGCAAGCAGCCACCGGGCACCUACACCUCGAACACCUACACCUACUACCACAGUCACCACUCGACGCACGCGCUCGACCGGCUCCGCUGCACGCAAGGCUGCCGCGCCCAAAACAACCAGAAAAGCUCCAGCUCCAAAGCCUAACCUCUCCGAAGCCCAGUCGAAAACCUUACUACAACUCAAGGGUGAUGUUCUAAGACAACAAGCUGAUUGUUUGCGGGAGUUGCGCGAUUUCGAACGAUCUGCGAAAAUGCUCGCUGAUGCCCGACAGUAUGCCGUUUCUCCUGAAAGCAGGAUUACUCUGGAGAUCGGCGAAAGCGAGCAUCUCCUCGCUGAUGCAAUCCGCCGUUUUGCCAGCCAUGCUGUGUACUGCGUCUUGCCUGAAUCUACAAUAUCUCUACCGUCGCUCAUGUCGCCAAGCAAGACGGCCGAUGAGCCCAGUGUGCCUGCAGGGAAGCCUUCCACGCGGAAAACCAAGGCUCCUGCUAAAACUACUCGCACCAAGGCCCAAAAAGCUAGUGAGGAUUUCUCGAUUAUGCUUUCGAAAGCAACCGACUGCCUUGCCGGUGUAUUCUCUGAUGCGACCGUCCUUGGCUCAACGCUUGAUAGCCAUGCUGCAUCUCGCUUGAUGAGCCGAAUCUCUAUGCUCUCGCAUGUCACAUCUUCUGGUGUACCGGCUACAUUGACUCAGUCGCCAGCUAACAUGAAUGAAAUUGGACGUGUUGGCGCAUUUGCCCGGGAACGCAUGGCGAUUGAUAUUGACCGACAACUCGCUGACUUCGCCGACCCCCUUCUCUGGCCGGCCUCUUUCUCAUCGGCUGUCGAGCUGGACACUGAUUUGUGCUCCAACUUCUCCAAGGGCUAUGUGGACAUUCUACCUGAAAGCUGGAACGUCCUCUCCUUGUCUUUGAGUGCAGAUCAAACCGAAUUUGUGGUUUCGCGACUGCAGAGAGAUCGCUCUCCGUUCCUCCUGCGCCUUCCUCUUCACCGAGGAAACUCAGAGGACGACGAAGAAGAGCAAUUCACCUUUGAGGAUGGUAAACAGGAAAUGCAGGAGCUCAUCAAGUUGGCGAACAAGAGUGCGCAUGCUGCCAAGGCUCAAACCGACAAGGCAUCGAAGAAGGAGUGGUGGAAGACUCGCGAGGCGCUUGACAGUCGUAUGGAAAGCGUCCUCCAGAACAUUGAAAACAUUUGGUUUGGAGGCUUCAGGGGUGUAUUCUCGCCUCUCUCGCGAGAGACCACUGCGCUGGUUCGAUUUGCAAGUACCUUCCAAGGAAUCCUAGACAAACAUCUUCCUUCUCGACAGAAGGGUGGCAAGGCCGCAGGUCCCCGACUUACUUUGCAUCAAAACGUGGUGGACUUGUUCAUUGGGCUUCGCGAUCUUGAACAACAAGAAGAGCCCGAGGACACGUUGAUGGAUCUUCUUUACUUUGUGGUGGAUAUCCUACAGUUCCAGGGUGAGCGCAAUGCUUAUGAUGAGAUCGACUUUGACAUGAUGGUUGUCGACACCCUCGACGCCUUGCGAUGCUAUCACGAAGCUGCCCGUGAGGAGCUUGAAUCACGGCCCCCGAGGCAUACAGUUCUCGUUCUCGAUAAAACCCUACACUUGUUCCCCUGGGAAUCUCUUCCCUGUCUUCAGGGAUACCCCGUUUGCCGUGUUCCAUCCCUGGAGUGUCUCCGCGACCGAGUUCUUCAAUUCCGCAGUUCAUCAUCUGGAGCUAUCAUGAACCGCAAAUCCGGCGCGUAUGUCCUCAACCCGACCGGAGAUCUGCGCUCAACGCAAACAACCUUCGAGCAAGACUUUGCAAAGUUCAAGUCUUGGAAUGCGAUCGUGCAGCGCGAACCGACCGAGGAUGAAUUCCGGGACUCGCUAGAGAAGAAAGACCUAUUCCUGUACUUCGGUCACGGAAGCGGUGCUCAGUACAUUCGUGGGCGCACUGUCAAGCGAUUGACCCAAUGCGCUGUUACUUUCCUUAUGGGCUGUAGCAGUGGCAGCUUGACCGAAGCCGGCGAGUAUGAACCCUACGGCACACCCAUGAAUUAUCUUCAUGCGGGCAGUCCGGCGCUCGUUGCUACGCUGUGGGAUGUCACAGAUCGGGACAUUGAUCGGUUUACCACCACCACGCUUGACGCAUGGGGUCUUGUAGAAAAGAAAGACAAGAAGGACCGGGAGGAAAAGGAGAAUGUCGGGCUUGACACGGCCAUUGCGCGGUCUCGGAGCGCGUGUGUGCUGAAGUAUUUGAACGGCGCAGCACCUGUUGUAUAUGGCGUUCCGGUGUUCUUGGAAUGA